AUGUUCUUGAGAACCGUUCUGCUUCUAUGGUGCUGUGGAUUAUUGUGUCCAAGACAGAUGUUGCGCCAUCAGGGUCUCCUCAAGUGCCGCUGCCGCAUGCUUUUCAAUGACUUGAAGGUCUUAUUACUCCGGCGCCCCCCACAGACGCCUAGUUUGCCCAUGAACAGCUCAGAAUGUGAGGUGGGCGCCGGAGGCGGCUUGGCAGCCAACAAUAAUACAUUGACAGCUUUGGGUCGAGCUUGGAGGGUUCCAGCAGGUGGGACGACCACUCCAGAAGAGAACUGGUGCUAUCCAGCUACAGCCCCUGGACUCCAACACCAGCCGACGUCCAUGGUCAGUAGCACCUCUUCAGAUGAGUUCUGCAAAGGAAAAGCUGAGGAUAGGUACUCUCUUGGCAGCCUGGAUAGUGGGAUGAGGACCCCUCUUUGCAGGAUCUGCUUCCAAGGACCUGAACAGGGGGAGCUGCUGAGUCCGUGUCGCUGUGACGGGUCUGUACGUUGUACGCACCAGCCCUGCCUGAUCAGGUGGAUCAGCGAGCGGGGGUCCUGGAGCUGUGAGUUGUGUUAUUACAAGUACCACGUCAUCGCCAUAAGUACUAAGAACCCUCUUCAGGUAAAGUGGCAAGCCAUCUCCCUAACCGUCAUUGAGAAAGUGCAGAUUGCAGCCGCCAUCUUGGGCUCCCUCUUCCUUAUUGCCAGCAUCUCCUGGCUCAUCUGGUCCACCUUCAGUCCCUCAGCAAAAUGGCAGCGUCAGGACCUGCUCUUCCAGAUCUGCUACGGCAUGUACGGCUUCAUGGACAUUGUGUGUAUAGGACUGAUUAUCCAUGAAGGACCUUCCGUUUAUCGGAUAUUUAAACGGUGGCAAGCAGUGAACCAACAAUGGAAAGUUCUCAACUAUGACAAGUCUAAAGAUUUGGAGGAUCAGAAGUUAGGGACAAACCAACGUACUAUCCAGCGCACUUUAACCCAGACUAAUAACUCCACCACUACCACUGCUGGCACAGCAAAUAAUUCCACACCCGGGGACAGUGGUGGACACGGAGCUACCAUGUCUGACCAUCACUGUGCUUACACUUUUUUUCACAUCCUCAGCCAUCUCAGACCACACGAACAUAGGAGCCAAACUAGUACUAACAGAGAGUUUGUCAUGAGAGUGACCACUGUCUGAGGUCACCUGAAGGCCUUAUCUGGGAGAUGUGUGCCUUGUCCUGAAAAUCAAUGCCUCAGCUAAACCUUCUCAAGGGCAGGAGGUGUCAAAGAGGUCAUGGAAGCUAAUGUGCUGGUCCAGCCUGGUCCAGGGUUUAGCCUAACGUGCAAUAUGGCCUGUAACCUGAUUAAAGACCUAGUAGCAUGACUAUUGCACCCACCUGGAGGAUCUUGCAGUCACCAAAUGCACAUGGGGAGAGUAAAAAAUGCCCUCAUGCAAUGUCCACCAUUUAUCAGUUUCUGUAUGCGGGCUGAGAGUCUCCACUUUUACAAGUCUCAGCAGAAAUGCCGCGUAAGCACAAAGGUGUAUUCUGUUAUGUGUUUUUAUAAAAAUAGACUCUAAGCUCCAGCUUUUAUUAAGGAGAUUCUGUCUAUUUUCAUGUGAGUACCCUCCUUGAGGUUUCUAAUGAUUGCAGCUCAGAAUCAAUGUGCAGCAGGUAAAGCCGGUACAUUUCUGUGUUACUAUCUUUUUUCAGGAAUGCAUAUAAGGAAUCUGUCUGGAUUCUUGCUCUCACUUUCUUCGACUUGGCGGACAGAGCCGAAAACCCUUUUUACCACAAUUGUUCCUAGAGUUAAAGAAUCAAGAAAAUGAUUAUUAUUUCUAGUAGAACUGAUUUGCCCACAAACUGAUGUAAAGGCAAAUUAUUUAUACCCAAGCUACUGCCCUAUCUCUAGCACAACUGAUUUAUUACAGUUUAGUGGAAUUUACAACUACAAGAACUGGUGAUUUAGUCACUUAUCCUGAUUCCCUCCAUUGUUGUGUCUCAGAAUCAGGCGGCAGCAAGUAAAGCCCCUACAGUUCAGUCAUUCACACAAAGUAUUCUUCACGACAACACUUAAGGGUUUCCUCGUUCUUCCUAUCAUUAGGGUUCUUGAUCAAUAGAGGAGAUAAUUCUUUAAUCCAUUUCUAUUACUGUUACAAAUUACUCUCUAUCUAGCACAAUUGAUUUUUCUAGUCACAUGUAAAGGUGGAAUAAUCCAAUUCUUUUUUACAAUGGCAGGAAUUUGGGGUUUUAUCCUCUGCUCCUAAUCACCAAAACCUCAUUAAUUACUUUUGUUUCUACCGUAGGAUCCUUAUCAGAAGCGCCCAUCAUCCCCCUAUGGACCAUUAAUAUGAUCCUUCACAUUGCGAUGUAAGAGCAGAAGAUACAGCUCUGUCCUUACAUUGACCAGAAUUGGUGAUUUUAUCCGCUUUUCCCCAGAAUUUAUACUAGCCGAUACUCAGUGUCAAGAUGCAGCAGGUAAAGCCUGAACAAUCUUGUAUAAGAACCAGAAUUCAUCGGACAGUGGUGAUCGAGUUCCUCCUGGCCUUGAAUUCUUUAUCUCGAUGGUUACAAGUGAAACAUAUUUUCCUUUUACUCCAUUGUUAUUGUAACAAAAAACUUCCUCUUCACGAUACCGUUGAUUUUCCCAUAAUCUGGUGAUUACUGAGAAGGUAUCUCAGAACAGGUGCUGUCAUUCUUCUGGUGUGGUGUGAGGCGUCCAUAAUCGGGGGUGACCACCACAAUUGCUAGAGCACAAAAGCAACAAAAUGAUUAAUACUAAGUGUUAAUGGAGACGUUCACUCCAAUCAAUGAUAGAUAAGAUGUUAAAACCUAAGUCUGAGGACAAACCUUAAAGGACCAAGUCCUCUGCAAAUCGCAGAGCUCAACCCAUUUCAAUGUCAUAUAGCACAAGUGGGGGUGGGGGUUAAAUUAUUGCAAUAUGAAAUUAAAACCAACAAUUACUGGACCCAACCGUCUAUUGGACCAUGUGAGUGGGUGAAUUAGCAGAUGGGAGUAGUCACCGAGUGGAUUGGUUCACUGAUACAGGAACGCUGGAAAUUGGAGGGUUGCACCACAAAUUUCAUACUGAAAAAUAUACGGAAGAAGCAGCGCUGAGUUUGUCCUACGGAUAUCACGUUUUAUUUUUUUUAUAUUACAGCCCAUUCUAUUGAAUGGCAAACUCAGCUCUGCUGCAUCUGCCGUAUAUGCCUCCAUUAUGUGGACGGACAGCAGUGCAUUCUCUGCCUCGUUAUACGUGGAAGGCCUAAGCUACACAGGAGAUUUUUGGUACAGUGAUACAAAAAAAUGGAAUUUCGUCAAUCUGCAUAAAAAAAUAAUAAUAUUGAUCAGUUGCUAUGGCAAUAAAAAAUUAAAAAUUGAUCCACUGUUACCAAAUGUGACACUGCUCAUAGUUCCCUUACUUUUUUCAUUUGCUCAAUUAAAAGGUUAUUGCGCCAAAUUCACAGAAAUGUCGCACUGCGGGAUGAUGAAAUCCCCGUUAUAUGCAUCUAGUCUGACCGGUGUAGCUGCCAUAGAAAAACUUGCAGACGCUUUAUAUAUUUGGCAUACAAAUUAGACCACAUCCUCCAAAAAACAGAUACCAGGAGCGUCAUGAGUUUGGUGCAAGUGCGUCUGCGUUUUUCAGUUCCAUGUAGUUCAGCCUGGCUACAAAUCACUUGGUGUAGCUUGGGCCAAAAGUGCAAAAUGUUAAAAUGUUUCAUCAUUUACGGAUGGAAAUACUGAUCUGCGUCCGUUUAUAUAUUUUUUCUGUUGGCAGCAGGUUGAACAUUUUGUGCUUUUACCGUCACAUUAAAAUCUGUGACGAUGAUGCAAGGAAUCUGUCACAUGUCUGGGACGUUCGCGCUCAUGGAAGCUAUAAUUCUGGAAAAAAAUAAUUUUGCCAUAAAGAAAUAUAAACUGGAGAGUAA
This is a messenger RNA of Bufo gargarizans (Asiatic toad), 3897 nucleotides long. It is a transcript of the gene MARCHF4, whose product is annotated as membrane associated ring-CH-type finger 4. The record is from RefSeq and is a predicted model, not a curated record. The transcript has 4 exons. The coding region runs from base 1 to 1167 and encodes 388 amino acids. Gene Ontology annotation, biological process: protein ubiquitination. Gene Ontology annotation, molecular function: ubiquitin-protein transferase activity; zinc ion binding. NCBI's taxonomy places the organism in Eukaryota, Metazoa, Chordata, Amphibia, Anura, Bufonidae.